Messenger RNA from Peronospora matthiolae, 147 nucleotides. Lineage: Eukaryota; Oomycota; Peronosporomycetes; Peronosporales; Peronosporaceae. The record is from the annotation of a GenBank genome assembly.
AUGGGAUCGAGUGUUGCACAGGACACCGAGGCACAAACGAUCGAUAGGCCGUUCGUUCGGGAAGUGGCCUGGGCCGAUAGUACCAAGCGGCUAGCAAAGACCCUAGGGAUCCCGCUAGUUCCAGCCCGCACGAUGUCGUUUACCUAG